This is a messenger RNA of Sarcophilus harrisii (Tasmanian devil), 5192 nucleotides long. RefSeq names its product septin 11 (gene SEPTIN11). The coding region runs from base 161 to 1450 and encodes 429 amino acids. Lineage: Eukaryota; Metazoa; Chordata; Mammalia; Dasyuromorphia; Dasyuridae. Gene Ontology annotation, molecular function: GTP binding; GTPase activity; molecular adaptor activity. The record is from RefSeq and is a predicted model, not a curated record. Gene Ontology annotation, biological process: cytoskeleton-dependent cytokinesis. Gene Ontology annotation, cellular component: cell division site; septin complex; microtubule cytoskeleton. The transcript is spliced from 10 exons.
CGGCGUGGGGGGAGUAGAAGCUUCUGAAUGUGAGCGGGAGCUAUACUCGGAGCUGGAGCCGCUGAGUGCAGAGAGCCCGGAGCCGGGGCGGCGAGCGUCGCGAGGAGAGCCGGAGAGCCAGUGGUCGAGGGCAGCUGUAGCCCAGAGUGCUGUCGCGGCGAUGGCCGUGGCGGUGGGGAGACCCAACAAUGAAGACCUUCGAAACUUAUCUCUCUCUGGUCAUGUUGGAUUUGACAGUCUUCCUGACCAAUUGGUCAACAAGUCCACAUCCCAAGGGUUCUGCUUUAAUAUCCUCUGUGUUGGUGAGACGGGCAUUGGUAAGUCAACCUUAAUGGAUACAUUAUUCAACACCAAGUUUGAAAGUGACCCAGCUACUCACAAUGAGCCAGGAGUCCGGUUAAAAGCCAGGAGUUAUGAGCUUCAGGAGAGCAAUGUCCGUCUGAAACUGACCAUCGUUGAUACUGUAGGAUUUGGAGACCAGAUAAACAAAGAUGACAGCUAUAAACCAAUAGUAGAAUAUAUUGAUGCACAAUUUGAAGCUUACCUGCAAGAGGAAUUGAAGAUCAAGCGUUCUCUGUUCAAUUACCAUGAUACCCGGAUCCACGCUUGCCUUUACUUCAUUGCCCCCACUGGACAUUCUCUGAAGUCCCUCGACCUUGUUACCAUGAAGAAACUGGACAGCAAGGUGAACAUCAUCCCCAUCAUAGCAAAAGCAGAUACCAUUGCCAAAAAUGAGCUGCACAAAUUCAAGAGUAAAAUCAUGAGUGAACUCGUCAGUAAUGGUGUUCAAAUAUACCAGUUCCCUACAGAUGAAGAGACAGUGGCAGAGAUUAAUGCAACAAUGAGUGUCCAUCUUCCAUUUGCUGUGGUUGGAAGUACUGAAGAAGUAAAGAUUGGAAAUAAGAUGGCAAAGGCCAGGCAGUACCCUUGGGGUGUGGUACAAGUUGAGAAUGAAAACCACUGUGACUUUGUAAAACUUCGGGAGAUGCUGAUCCGAGUAAACAUGGAGGAUUUGAGAGAACAAACCCAUACCCGUCACUAUGAAUUGUAUCGACGUUGUAAGCUAGAAGAAAUGGGAUUCAAAGACACAGAUCCUGAUAGCAAACCCUUCAGCCUUCAAGAGACAUAUGAAGCAAAGAGAAACGAAUUCUUGGGAGAACUUCAGAAGAAAGAGGAGGAAAUGAGACAAAUGUUUGUCAUGAGGGUGAAAGAAAAAGAAGCUGAACUUAAAGAGGCAGAAAAAGAUCUUCAUGAAAAGUUUGACCUUCUAAAGCGGACACAUCAGGAAGAGAAAAAGAAAGUGGAAGACAAAAAGAAGGAGCUUGAGGAGGAGGUCAACAACUUUCAGAAGAAGAAAGCAGCAGCUCAGCUCUUACAGUCGCAGGCGCAGCAGGCUGGUGCCCAACAAACCAAGAAAGACAAAGACAAGAAAAAUGCAAGCUUCACAUAAAGCCUGGCAAGCCAAGGAUGUUCCCGCAUUCACCUGCUUUUGCAGUAACGUGUCCCUGCCAUCUGUGUUCUGUUUUUUCUUUUAUCCGCCCACCCCUCUCCCCCAAGCACCAAUAACUCUUUUAACUCAUUUCACUGGAGGUGGGUGGUGGGAGAAGGUAGAAAAGGGAAAUGAUGGUAACUGCUAUGUUCACCUGGAUUUCGUCUCUGGAAAGUAAAUGGUUUGCCUUUUAUGUCAAUUCAGAACAGUCACAGUUGAGCACACCUGUUACUUGUAUGUUGCUUUGGAAUGAAAAAGUAGUGUACAUUGUGCCAUUGUGUCUGACAUGGAAACUGUUCUCACUGCCUCACCAGCUGAACUAAAACCUGAAUGACCACGAAAGCUAGUAUUUCCUUGAUUUGUACCCAUGACUGCCUGAUGCCCACAUCCACUCUGCCUCUUCUCUUUCCCCACCCUUCUCUCUACUCCAGUAGCUUUUUGCUUAGAUAACAUAAUAGAUAAACAAAGCAUGACUUGGAUUGAAUUUUUCAGUUUAGUGCAGGUUUCUUGUCAGCCUUCCAGAGCGUCAGACUGCCUCAGAUCACUGUUUUUAAAAUGAAGCUAGAUUCAUGAUUCACAAACAUGGGGAAGAUUAUUCUAAGAGCUUUGAGCAUUUAACUCUCCAUCACCAGCAUCACCUAGUUUUUCAAGAAAAUUACAAAUCACUGAUCAAAUGCCAUCUUUCAGUAAAAAAACAUACAAAAUCUAAAAAUUUUCCCCAUCCUUUCAGCUUAAUGAACCUCUUCUCCAUACUUUAGUUUGUUUUCCACAGGAAGACUAGCAUUAUCUCCUAGUAGCAGAAAAACCAUAACUACUUCUGCUACUGGAUCUAUCUACAAGAUUUCCCCCCCAAAAUUUGUUUUGUCACUUCACUACUACUCCAGAUAAAACACUGUAGCAGUAACUCUAGCUUUUGAACUUCCAUAUUUCAGUGGACCUUUUGACAUAUGUAUUAGAGCUAUAGGGCCAAGGAAAAAGCCAAUUUGAAUCAAGAAAUAAAAACUCAACUUUCCUCUCCACCAGCUUCCAUUUGUAUCAUUUAGCUUGUCAAAAAGCAAAGAGAACAGAUACGUCUUGGAACCUAGUUGGCUUCAGGGAAUUCCCCUUGCUCUAUCACUGUAGUCUCUCAGACAAAGCAUUUAUGUCUCUUAAGACCGUAGAUAUAGUGCCAAAGGGUCUCAAGCAGGGGAGUCAGAGAGAACAUAAGGAGAGUUGUUAGUCUUUUUAACACAUUCACAUUUUCCUGUCCUAAUUGAUACUUAAAAAAAUUUUUUUACUUAAGAUCUUUACUGUACUUUUAGAGACAUUGGAGCCUUGCUGCCUCUGGAAAUAACAUGAAAUAGCUUCCCAUGUUGAUCCUCCUAAGUUUCUGGUGAUGAGAUAUGCCAGCUUUCCCUUUGCUUCUAGCUAGUCUUUCUCUCACUUUUACAUUUAACAUAUUUUUCUCUGGAACUCAGAUCCUCCAUCUCUUCUUGCCUUUCCUCCUAGUGCCUUGCCAGGGUAGAAUGGUUAGUAUUUUGUUAUUUAAACCGCCUCUCCAGGCUGCUGAAGUGAAAAACUUUUGUUUGGCCUCUUCUCUUUCCCAACCCCCACCAACCAAUUUUCAUAGAAUUUUUUAGGGCAGGAAGAAUUUCCAGAAACUGAUUUGGGACCAUAGGGGCAAAGCUUUCUUGGGAAACCAUUUAGAAGCUCAAAAAUACACUAAAAAUGUGAGUUUCAAAUCUAGAAGCAGCAGCAGUAAUGGAACUAAGAGGUUUAACUGGAUCUCCAUGGGAUGUUUCUGCAGUUCUAUUACAAAGUAAACUGUGGAGCAGCUAAAUUCUAGGAAUUUUUCUUGGCAUGAUGAAACCAGUUUCCUAACCAUGGGCUGCAUUUUCUCAUGCAUUAUACUAAAAGUCAAAAACUCAACCGCUUUUGUGACGUGCUUGCACCAGCUGCUUUGUGUGUCUGCGUCUUUUAAAGUAGCCCUUUUUGUGCCUCUGUAUAGGAAUUAAAUUUUUUUAAUUGCUUCCUUGUAUCACUAAAGCCUUUUUAAGGUAAUUCAGCAGUGAAAAAGCAUCCAGUCUUAGCCAUUUUGACUUUUUGACCCAAAGCUAUUACAUUUGCAUUAAGAACUUCAUUAGGUUUUGGGUUUUGGGUUUUGUUUGGGGUUUUUUAUUUUUUUAUUUUUUUUUUUAAGUAUUUUAAUGCUGCCACUAACUUAAUUUUUACUGCCAUCCCUCCCCUGGCCUUCUUGAGCUUGUUACUGCUGCUCUUCUCUUUUCUUUCUGUAUUUAUGCCUUUUUUCACAGUAGUCCUUGGCUCUGCACGGAAUAAAUGAUACCCUCAAAUCUAAUUGGAUGUACUUUCACCUCUGCAUGUAAGUAUGGGAACAAGAAGCCUCUUUGACCUCUCAGCCUUUAAAAAAUAUUGAGUGGGACAGAUGGGAUGGGGGGUCGGGAAUCUGUUUCAUUUUGUUAACUUCAACAGCAUCAGAAAGAUAGGCAUCAUCAUCAAUUCCUCACAAUAGUCCCAUGGAUUCAGAUUCCCCUUAAAAUCACUGUGGAAGUCUUCAGUGGCUUGUCACACGGUGAGACCAUACAGGGAGCGUUAUCUGACAUCACAAAUGGCUUUAGGUGGUACAAUCGUUCCUCACUGCCAAAGAAAGUGACAUUUCUAGAUACAACCUCCAUUGAACAGUAUCUUUGGUGCAAGUAUUAUAGUGCCCUUUCACUGUAUCACUCGUUUUAGCAGCUGGAAGUGACCACCAAGAUUUUGCUCCCUUUAGGACUUCAAUACCAAGAAUUCAAUAGCAAGUCCUACAUAGAGUGGUUAGGAAUGUCAAAAUGUGUUUUGCAAUCCAGAAUCUUUAUACAUUUGUAAAAAACAGUAGAUUGUGAUACCUAGACCAAGGGAGCUCUAGAACUAGCUCAUUAGUUUAGGGGUACGAGUUACCUGUUUUUCUUCUUUCCCUGCUUUGUAAUCUCAUAAGCUGAUGACAUUUGCUUAACCUCAUUGACUUGAACCCCCAUCAAUAAUAGGUUUGGUUCCUUCCCUUCCUCCCCUUCCCAUCCACUGCUCUCCCAACCCCCGCCAACGUUUUGUAGACUGUUCAGUCAGGUUUUUCUGCUGUGACUUACUCAAGCCCACUUGUCUCCAUGUGGUCCUACCAAUCCCGUCCAUUCAAGUCACUUGACCUUGCUGUGCUUCUUCAUCAGAAAUAGUUACGUUUCCUAAUCUAAGGAACAUGGUUCUACUGGCAGGUCAUCUACGAGAGGAUUUGUCUGAAUAGUGGGAUUGGGAUCGCCAAAGCUUAGCAUAUGAAAUAAUAUGAAGGGAAUUUUUUUUUUCAUGAACCGAAAAUAAAGCUGUGAAGAGCAGUAGAACUGUUUCCUAAUUUUUAAAUUUAUGCUGAUAUGCCUUAAACUGUAGCAGUAGACUCUUGCCACUUUGCUGUUUAAAAAAAGUCAAUGUUUUCCCAAACCUUGUGUAAUCUCCAUCAAUGUUGAUACAGUAUUGUUCGACAUGUACACAGCAUGUUAAACACUUGUAAAUUUAAAAAAACAAAACUAAAAGUUAUUGUAUUGAUGUCAAACAUUUCAUUUUGAAGUACUGAUCGCUUUACAAAUUUUAUUAGGUUAAGGGGAUAGUGGAAAGGUAACCUAUGCAUAUAUCCAUAGUGCCAAGACAUGAAGGGGGGAAAUAUAUUUUUACCCAAACGUUG